Molecule: messenger RNA, 1620 nt
Organism: Kazachstania africana CBS 2517
Lineage: Eukaryota; Fungi; Ascomycota; Saccharomycetes; Saccharomycetales; Saccharomycetaceae
Gene: RIM8
Product: Rim8p
Exons: 1
Coding region: 1-1620 (539 amino acids)
Biological process (GO): ubiquitin-dependent endocytosis
Cellular component (GO): plasma membrane; cytosol; cytoplasm
Molecular function (GO): protein-macromolecule adaptor activity; ubiquitin protein ligase binding
Source: RefSeq, a predicted model, not a curated record
AUGUCAUUGUUAAAGAUAUUGAAGAAAGGCGUGCCUAAGAAAGAAACUAAUAAAAAAGUUUCUACCAAUCUUAUAAGACAAUUUUAUUUAAAUUUGGAUGAACCUCAUAGGAUAUGGAAACCAACUGAGCAUAUUUCCGGUGAGGCAAAUUUGGAACUUCAAGAGGAUAUUAUUAAUGUGAGAAUCAAACUUUCCCUAAUCGGCGAGUUGAAAGUAAAGAUGAGGGCAAGCCACCCAACUACAAUAAAAACGAAAAAGAAGAUAAAACUGAUCGAGAAAUCUACUUAUUUAUAUGGUAGUCCGUCUGUUGAUGAAGAUUCAGCUGAAAAUGGGAUUGUUAAUGGAUUGAGUAAAGGUACUCACAAAUUCCCAUUUAAGAUAACGAUACCCAAUAGUAAAAAUAGUAAAAAACUGUUCAGUUCAAUCAAAUUCGAAAGAGGAUCAAUAUAUUACUACUUACAAUGUUCUGUAGAAAGAACAGAUAAUAAAUCAACUAAUUUGGCUAGUUGUGAAGCCGACUUCCAAUUGAUUGUUCCAUUAGACGUUACAGAAUAUAACCAACCAAAGACAAAAAGUGUUGUUCUACAAUCUGCAGCCAUGGUACGACAUCAUAACGUGGAUGAAAAUGGAACAGCGACAUCCUCAAUGUUCACAAAAAUGACAAAUAACUCAAAUUCUUCAAAUGGUUCAUCAUCAUCAUCAUCAAAUGAAAAUAAAACCGUUAGCAUAUCGGUAACACUACCUAAAUCGGGGUUCACAAUAGGAGAAACAAUCCCAGUAAAGAUAAAUUUAAAACAUUAUAAACCAUACUACCAUUUAGCAGGUGUUAUAACGACUCUUGUUAGAAUAUGCAGAGUUGGAGGAAUAAAUGAGAAUGAGCCUACGGAGACUUUCAGGAAGGAUAUCUGUCAGAACGUCUCCCCAAUCUACAUCGAUAAAGAAACACUGGGCUUUAGCUGUACUGCUUUACUCAAAAUACCGUACGAUACAUUUAGUAGUUUCAACGAAUUAAAAAAUUUCUUCACAUUUCAAUACUAUAUUGAAGUCAUGGUAAAUCUUUCGAGAAAAAACUUGAUUUAUACAGAAUCCAAUAAGAUUAUAGGUGGUGGCGAUACAGAUGCUAAGAGUGAACAAGGAUUAAGUGAUGUUGAUACUCCGAAGGAGAGAAGAACUUCUUCCAAGAUGGCAACCAUUGAGAAAAGUAUUCAAAAGAAAGUUUUAAACCUAAUUAAUCAUAGCUCGAACACUGAAUUAAUUACCAUUGACGAUAAUAAUGAAUUAAGAUCUUCGAACAUGACUUUCAAAGACAUGGUUGACGUUGAAAACCUCAAGCGAUUGAGAAAUGUCACAGGCAUGUCUAUAGAAAUUAUCGUAGGUACGACUAGAAUUGAUGAUACAGAAUCCGUUAAAGAAAUAGACCCACCGCAGGAGCAAGAAAGAGCAUACCAGAAUAAUGAUUUGAACGAAUGGUUAUGUUCAUCAAUCUAUGACAACAAUAUUCAACCGGUACCUGAAUACACACCGGCCACAUCCGAUUUCAUGGUUUCUGUGGCUGAUGACAAACAGGAGCUAGAAAGAAGUAGAUUAAAAGAACUAGAAGAUGAACCUGAUCCAUAUUAG